GUAUUUCCGCUGUUCUGACCAGGGAACUACGAAUAAGAAACCAACUUCAGCUUCAUCUAAGCGCUUCACGUCCGCUGCAGCAGGAGGGUCUGUUACUCCGGCGUUUUGUCAUGACCUCUCCUUAUUUCAUGCAGAGCAGGUCUGUUGUUACUCGGAGUGGAAAUCGAACUGUGGCUUCUCGAAGGUCCAAACUUACCAAGAGACGGACAAAACCGGAUACGGUUUCCUCUGUGGAUGUAAAGGUCGAAGUGGAGGAGGCGAGGAUCUCUGAGCAGAGACCCUCCUCAUUAGCUGAACAUAAGACACCGGUGGUAUAAACGUGUGGAAACGCAGGAACUGUCAUGCAUUAGCUACUAAAAGGUUAUUGCGCCUGCGCAAAGGCUGGGAAAGUUGUUCUUUGGUUUUGUUCACUGUAUAGCACUGUGCAUGUUACCAUUAAAGUUGUUGCAGACUAGACUUUAUUUCAUCUGACAACAUCAGCAUUCAAAGGGUAAUGCAGUGGUGGAAAUCGCGUGUGUCCAGGACCAUGGAGGAACUGGCACGGGAGAGCAUCAGCCUGCUGGCCCGGUCCGCGUCUCAUGCGGACCCACCGCGGCUCGGCUCUUUCGGCGCGGUGUUCAUCAUGCUGAAGUCUGCGCUGGGAGCCGGACUGCUCAGCUUCCCCUGGGCUUUCGAGAAGGCGGGGGGAGUGACCAUUGCCAUCAGUGUGGAGCUGGUAUGCCUCAUAUUCCUCAUCAGUGGUUUGGUUAUCCUUGGCUAUACAUCAUGCGUGAGCAGACAGAAAACCUAUCAGGAUGUGGUGAGAGAGGUGUGUGGGCGAGCAAUGGGUCAACUCUGUGAGGUCUGUUUUUGCUUCAACCUCUUCAUGGUGUCUGUGGCCUUCCUAGUGGUGGUGCAAGACCAGCUGGAGAAAUUGUGCAUUUCUUUAUAUGUAACCGUGACUGGGAUGAGUGAGGGAGAGGUGCCCUAUCACUGGUACACCGACCAAGGAUUUACUCUCUUCAUCAUUUGCCUCAUCAUCAUCCUGCCACUGUCCAUCCCAAAAGAAAUCAGCAUCCAGAAAUACACAAGUGUGUUGGGGACACUGGCUGCUACAUACCUGUGUGUGGCAGUGAUUGUCAGAUAUUUCCAGUUGGGCAGCCACAUGGCCAUAAUAACUCCAGAGCACAACCAAGGUGCAAGUUCUUGGACGUCAAUGUUCAGUGUCGUGCCAACCAUUUGCUUUGGAUUCCAGUGCCAUGAAGCCUGUAUAGCGAUCUAUAGCAGCAUGGAAAAUCAGAAGCUCUCCCACUGGGUGGUCAUCGCUGUGGUCUCCAUGUUUUUCUGUUUGCUCAUCUACACUCUAACUGGUGUGUAUGGCUUCCUGACGUUCGGACAAGCUGUUGCUUCAGAUAUUUUGAUGUCAUAUCCAGGAAAUGAUGUGGUCAUGAUCAUUUCCAGGUUACUUUUUGGAAUAUCAAUUAUCACCAUCUAUCCCAUCAUCCUUCUUCUGGGGAGAUCUGUGAUCCUGAACCUGAUGUUACGAGUCCAAAGGCGUCGUCGGGGAAUUGUCACUCAUUCUUUUGAGAGUUACUGCAGAGUUGUUCUCACUGUGAUCUGGAUCUCCGUCACUUUUGUCAUUGCCAUGUUUGUUCCCGACAUGGGCAAGGUCAUUAGUGUCAUCGGAGGAAUCAGCUCCUUCUUCAUCUUUAUUUUUCCUGGUCUUUGCUUAGUGUUCACUAUGCAAACUGAAACCGCAACUCCGCGAAUCAGGGUGAUUUUAACAGUCUGGGGAGUCAUAACCAUUGUAGUCGGAGCCUUCGUCUUUGGACAGAGUACAACCAUCGCUGUCAUGCAAGUUUUUCACGCAUUCUGAGUUUCACCACUAUAUCACCAGUAUUUGUGGCAGCUCCUCAUUGUGGUGCUUUUAGUUGUACAUUGGAUCCUGUUUUGGUUGUCUGUGGCCUUGAAAUAAAAUAUACUGACUAUGAGAAUAUAAUGUUUUCAUUUGUGACACAUACAUAUUGGAUUUGAAUGGAUUUAUAGUUAACUAUUUUAUUAAGUGAUAAACAUAUUUGUAUGUGAAUAAAAAAUAUUUAUGUGUAAAUAUUUGUAAUUUCUUUGCUGUACUGUACCAUUAAUACACCUUAAAUACUUUACAUUGCCAGUUAAUGUCUUCAUUUGUAUAUCACUACCAGGGGGCAGUAUUGCACCAUUAUGAAAUGUAUUUAUUUUUUUGUGUAUUUAUCCAUUCAUAUACCUAUGUAAAACUGUACAUUGGCAACAGAUAAGAGAAAAACACUGUCUGAAUCUCGAUUUUUGUUACAAACAGAUGGACCCAUUGUCCUUGAAGCGCAUGUGUACAUAUACCAGUUGAUAAAAAGAAUGAAGUUUUUUCUCACUGACCUCCACACGACCCGAAUCAUAUAACUUAAGUGGUGUAAAUUUGCAGCUUUCAUUGAGUACAGCGUGUAUGGCUGAGGUAUGCUAAAUGUCACAGUUGAUUGUUUAUUGACUUUAAGCACAGUGGAGUUAUGGUCCACUCCCUGCAAGCAUGCACAUGCUCACACAUAGCUGUAAUGAUUUACAGUAAAUCCAGAAAAUAAUACCAUAUCUGUGCCUGGGGGGAUCUGGCUAAAGCAACAGAGCAGCCAUGCUAACUUCAUAGAAAUAAAGCAAACUUAUCUGUCUGAAAACACAGAAGACAGAAUCAGGAAUUCAUUCAAAAAUAGACCAACUAACCAGAAACACACUACAGUUUCUCAUCAACAUUUAAUGUAACAGGGUUUUUCUCUGUCUUGUGCAGCAUUAAUGUCCUUAAGGGAAAACCUUUAAUUGUGAGACUCUACUUGUAUUGAGCCCCUGGGAUUAUAUUUUUAACUACUGGCCAAAUGACUAAAUCCACUAAU
Monopterus albus (swamp eel) is the source of this 2888-nucleotide messenger RNA. Its product is annotated as putative sodium-coupled neutral amino acid transporter 8. Gene Ontology annotation, biological process: amino acid transmembrane transport. Gene Ontology annotation, molecular function: L-amino acid transmembrane transporter activity. Gene Ontology annotation, cellular component: membrane. The transcript has 12 exons. NCBI's taxonomy places the organism in Eukaryota, Metazoa, Chordata, Actinopteri, Synbranchiformes, Synbranchidae. The coding region runs from base 494 to 1855 and encodes 453 amino acids. The record is from RefSeq and is a predicted model, not a curated record.